Molecule: messenger RNA, 3653 nt
Organism: Styela clava
Lineage: Eukaryota; Metazoa; Chordata; Ascidiacea; Stolidobranchia; Styelidae
Molecular function (GO): protein binding
Source: RefSeq, a predicted model, not a curated record
UUUCAUUGCAGUUUAUAUGACUAAACCUCAUAAAGACUGAAACAGAAAUUUGCAGUAUUUCGUCGUCCAAAAAAUAAAAAUGAAAUAUACAUUUUUUGCAGUAAUUUUGUUGUUCAAUAUUACCAAUAGUUCCGCUCAAGACCCUUGGAAGAAAAAAUGCGUGGAUGGGUUUGAACUGCUUUUCUUUAAAGAACGUAAACAUUACGAAGCGGCAAAAAAAUCAUGUGAAGAAUUGGAAGGUUACUUGGCUAAAGUUGAUAAUGAAAGAAUAACUGCAGCUAUUAAAUCAUUAAUCGACAUAAGUGAGACAGAAAUGGGGUUUUUUAUCGGUGGAACCGACAGAGCUAAUGUAGAAGAUUGGAAAUGGCAGGAUGGUACGGAUGUAAAUAUGAGAGGAGAAACGGGAUAUCAAAACUGGGAGUUAAAUCAACCAAGCAGCGUGAUUUAUAAAAACGACUGUGUGAUAGUUGGCGGAAAAACGUAUCAGUGGACUUCGACAACUUGUGGUCGAUACUAUUUUUACAUUUGCCAAAAAAAAUUUCAAGGUUCUGAAGUUGAAAUACAAACCAAUGUGAACCAGAAAAAGUGUUCUUUGACUGACUGCAGCACUGCAACACAAGUUGAAUGGUAUAAAGCAUCUAACAAAGUAUCAAUGGCAACAACAAGUACAGUCUAUCAAACUAUACAAAAUGGAUUAGCAACAUUGAAUUUUCAAAAUGCAAAUAUUUCCGAUGCGGGAUCAUAUAGUUGUCGUUUUCUUAUUGGUCAAACGUGGAAAAUUGAAACAGAUACAUUGGAAGUGCCUGGAAAACCCACAAUCCAUCAAAUAUUGAAUAACGUCUGCAACUCUAACUUAAACAUUUUAUGGCAACCACAUAAAAAUGCAGUUGCAUUUCCUCACACAAUUAAAGUGAGUCCAUCCAAAAAUGGAUCAACAAUAUGGGUGGAUUCACCGAAAGAUGGGAAGCAAUUAUUCACACUAACCGGUUUGUCUCCUACCACAACCUAUCAAAUCAAAAUUACCGCGUGUGUAACAAAAAAAAAUUGCUCAUCGAAAUAUUCUAUCAUUCGAAGCGCAACAACAGAGGGAGCAUCUUUAACAAUUAAAACGUCGUCUAUUACACAGUACAAGAAAAAUCAAACUUGUGUUAUUGUCUGGUCAUUUCCAAACAAUGUGACAAUUGGUAAAUCGGAAGCUAUGGAGAUCAGCCUAAUAUCGGAAUUAGCAACAUUUCGAGGUUCAAGCAACCAACCAAACAAAAGACUGUUCAAUGUAACAUCGUCGUUGUUGUAUUCAUUUGAACCCGAACCAAAUCACAUUUAUUCUGCUUCGUUAAAAAUAUUUUAUUGUACUGGAGCGAGUCAACCUCACACUGCAAACGGGUCUUGCAUUGGAAAUUCGGGAGCACCUGCAACAGUUUCUCCACUUCGAUUGAUCGGAAAUGACGUUAAUAAAGAUGGAACGAAAGAAAUGUUUUUACCGCGACCAGAUGAAACUAACGGACUUGUAAGUUGCAUGUUAGUGCUCGUUGUAAAAAAUCGAUCGGUAGUUGAUGAUCAAGUUUCAUUGAGCGAUUUGAAAAAAGGAAACGAAUCUUCAGAAUGCGGAGGAUAUAUUGCAAUGGCCAUACCAGUCUCAAGCAUGAACAAGAAAGGAUUGCAAAUCAUACUAGGAGAUAAAUCUACGUCAUCCUGUGACGUAUAUGAUACUGGUAAAAAAAGCUCAGUGAAGAGGAGAAAACGAUCCACACAUGGCGGAUAUAUUUUUGUGGGACAAAACAAACAAUUAUACAAAGAAGAUUAUAAAGCUUAUGUUGUGACUUCAACACCAUCUGUUAAUCAAAUAUACUAUAAACGGAGCCCAGAAAUUACAUUAAAAUGGGCAAAAGAAGUAGAGAAAGAUGCAAACGCGGCAGAAAAAAAAUUGUUCGAAUUCAACAUCGUCAGUUUUCUGAUUGGCUUUCUUAUUCCUACGAUCUUCCUGGUAAUAUGUCUCGUGAUCAUAUGCAGAAUGAACAAAACAAUAAAAACUGCAGAAGCAAAGGAGCAUAAUUACGAAACUAUUCAAGAAAGAGCGAAUCCAACUGCCUCCAACAACUCAGCUUUUCGACCACAAUAUUCGAAUGAGCUGCAGGAAGCUGAUGGGUACUUACAACCUUUACCCAAAGCAAUAACUCAAACACAAGUGGAAUCAGCGUACGAAACUUACAACGUCUAAUAAACUUGCAUCUGUGCUGUAAUCAUAUGUAUAUCACCAAAUAAUAGAAGGUUCGAAACGUUUCAUGUUUAUUAAACGUUCAACAAACUUCAAUAUAUCACCUGUUAUGGUAUUGUCAGUUCAAUCUAUCUGCGUCAAUCAGCUCUUACCCAGUAAAACUUUAUCACCCAACUUAUAAUGAUCUCAGAAGACUAUGUCUAAGUUUUAAUAAUUUCAACGUUAUUUCUUGAUACUUUAAAGCGAUUUCUGCAGAGUUUCAAAUUUCUAGGCAGUUGGGUAUAUGGUUGUCGAUACUAACUUAUGCGUGAUGAUUAAACUUUUAUGCCUUCUUUUUAAAUCCAAAAAUAUAGUUCCAUUUUAUGAUCUUUUCCAUCUAAAUUCUAUCUUCUUCUUUAUUUCUUUAGUCCUAAAUAAGUUUGAGGAGUUUUAUUGUGAAUUAUGCUAUUAUAAUGGUUUUGUAAACAAAGGAUAAUGGAAUUUAAUAUGUGAUCUUGUUGGCUCCAAGCUCAGAGAGCGAAACAUAUAAAAAUUCAUUCAAGAAAAAACGGAAAAUAAAUAUUUUUUAUUUUUGAACAUCUCCAACUUUUUAUUUAAAUACUUGGUUAACAUGGCUUAAAUUUUUGAUUGGAAAACAAGCAAUAAACGGCUUUACCUUUAUAAUUUUCCAAAAUUAAUUUUUCUUGAAACUCUCCCUUUGUCAUAACUUGAGAUUGCAGGUAUUUAUUUAAUUGUAAUUUCAAACAUAUUAUUAGAAAUAUACACAUACAUAUAUACAUGUUUAUACACAUAUUAUAUAUAUAUUCUUGUCUCGAGUCGUUUUCGGAGCAAAAAUGUGGAAUAGUAAAUUCCUACUUAUCAUUGCCACUGCCUUGUACAGAGCAAGAGUUUGAACAUAUCCGUACAUAUUAGUGACUUCUAUAACGCUCUACAUAAAAUAGAUCUUUUUAUUUGUCUUUUCAUUGAGCACAAAAAUACUAUAAAUAUAAAGGAAAUUGAGUUGAUUACAAGUGCAGCAUUGAUUGUGAUAUCGCUAAAAAUAAAUCGAUUAACUGGUUAAAUGCAUGGGCCAGUCAAAACAUUGUUGAAGUAGAUUUUAAAAAGUAUGAAGCAAGAAUUUUGAACUAGUAAUUUUUAAAUGUAUGAUACUAAUUUAGUUAUAGCUGCCAAUACAGUGUGUUUAAUUUUGUAAUUUAUCAAAUAUGAUAAUACAAUAUUUUAUUUGGUGUUUCUCAUGUGUCUCACUUGCCCCACAUCUGUUUCAUUUGUUCCAAAUGUUCCCACACUUUCCGUAUCUUGCUUAGUUGUCUGAAAUAUACAAAUCUCACUUUGUAUGAAUACUCCAAACAUCUGUCAGAGUAAUAUUUACCACUUCAUCGGCUUACUUUUGAAAUUUUUCCACAAUAUAUAUAUAUCCAGAACAGUAGAAAAGGUUAGA